This is a messenger RNA of Diachasma alloeum, 1778 nucleotides long. RefSeq names its product 1,5-anhydro-D-fructose reductase. The transcript is spliced from 6 exons. Bases 29 to 976 code for a protein of 315 amino acids. Gene Ontology annotation, cellular component: cytosol. NCBI's taxonomy places the organism in Eukaryota, Metazoa, Arthropoda, Insecta, Hymenoptera, Braconidae. The record is from RefSeq and is a predicted model, not a curated record. Gene Ontology annotation, molecular function: aldose reductase (NADPH) activity.
UUAACAGAGAAGAAUUGAGGUACAAAAAAUGUCCGCACCAACGGUUCCGAAAGUGAAGUUCUCGAAUGGACGAUUCAUGCCGAUGCUGGGUCUUGGCACUUAUGAGUCACUCGCUGGAAAUGUUGAACGAGCUGUAAAAUACGCGAUUGACAAUGGAUACCGUCACAUCGAUACUGCGUUUUUCUACCAGAAUGAAAAAGAAAUUGGGAAUGCAAUCAGUGCGAAAAUCAAGGAUGGCACUGUGACGAGAGAGGAUUUGUUCAUAACUACUAAAAUCUGGAAUAACACUCACGCCGAAGAUAAAGUUGUGCCGACGUGCAGGAAGUCACUGGCUAAUUUGGGACUUGAUUACGUCGAUUUGUAUCUCAUUCACUGGCCAUUCGGCUUCAAGGAAGGCGAUGAUUUGACGCCCAAAGAUUCCAACGGCAAGUACUUAUUCUCAGACAUUGAUUACCUAGACACAUGGAAGGGAAUGGAAGAAUGCGUGCGUUUGGGUCUGGUACGCAGUAUCGGAGUCAGUAAUUUCAAUUCUCAACAAAUUACGAGACUCAUGGGAGCCGCCACGAUAAAGCCUGUGAAUAACCAGGUUGAAGUGAACGUCAAUUUCAAUCAACGCCCUUUGAUCGAGUUCUGCAAACAGCAAAACAUCACGGUAACUGCUUAUUCACCUCUGGGAAGACCAGGAAAUCGUCAUGGCGUUGUUAAUUCCUUAGACGAUCCCAAAAUGCAGACAAUCGCUGAGAAGUACAAGAAAACACCGGCCCAAAUCGCCCUGCGAUAUCUGUAUCAGCUGGGCGUUACACCCAUCCCCAAAUCCGUGACAGAGUCACGUAUCAAGGAGAACAUUGACAUUUUCAAUUUUGAAUUGACACCUGAGGAGGUAACAACUAUCGACUCUGUUGGAAACAAAAAACGAAUAGUUGCUUUUGAAGAGGCUAAAGAGCAUAAAUAUUAUCCAUUCUCCAUCCCGUUCUAAUGAGUAUGACGAAGGGAAAUAUUUCGGUGAGAUGGACAGGCACUUCGAAUGGACUUCAGGAUGAAAACAAUGCUGUUCUUCAAAUCUUGCUGUCUCUUACUGCAUAAAAUCCCGAGUAUUUGUGAGCGAUCCAAUCGAUUAGGUUACAUACCAAAAUUCCCCGGUCAAAAUUCCCCGCGAGAAAAUCCCCCCGCAACAGAACUACCUCGAACAAAGGAUCUCAAUGACAAAACGAAAAUAAACACAAAAUCAGUUGAAAAAGGCCUUGUAUAGUAGGCGGAUUGGGCAUUAGAAUCACAAUAAGCACUCAACAGGUGUGUCAUAUUAUAAAAAUAAAUACAGAACAGGUAUAGUGGGGACACGGAAAUAUCAAUCCCACGAUCCAUCAGUUACCAAUCACACGUCGCCGAGUGCAUUACGCUUCGAAAUGCCAUCACAUUUGCCUGUUAUUGAAAUUUGAAUAGAGAUUUUCACGAACCAAAUAUAUAAUUUCAAAAAAACCGCAUAAAUACGCCAUGCGGAGAAUUUUAUCGGCAGGAAUUAUUGGGUUAGGAGAAUUGGCGCAAGGAAUAUUAACAAGAAGGAAUUAUGUCGGGAAGAGAAAUGACGGGGAGAAUUUCGACCAGGGAAAUAUGGGGCGGGAAUUUUGGCGUGUCACCUUCACCUAUGUGGGGAUACACGUUGAUGUUUUUUCAAUAUUACGCGUCGAUAUGAUUUAAUGAUCUUUUUACACAGAAUAUGAGUAAACCAAAUUAAUGAAUCUAUGUAGCAUUUUUUAAUAAACUUUAUUUGUUGCAUUAUA